Messenger RNA from Hyalella azteca, 1090 nucleotides. RefSeq lists its product as uncharacterized. The record is from RefSeq and is a predicted model, not a curated record. Gene Ontology annotation, cellular component: membrane. NCBI's taxonomy places the organism in Eukaryota, Metazoa, Arthropoda, Malacostraca, Amphipoda, Hyalellidae.
UCCGGAGGUUGUUUUCAACUUCGAGAACAACACAUGCGGCUGGACGCUUGGCCGCAGCAACGGUGCCGCUUGGCGCCGUGUGAGCGCCUCUAACGCGGCCGUGGCACCAACAAACAACUCCCGUAUACUUUUCCUCUUCACCAACGAUGUCGUCUCCAGCACUGUGAUGGCCACCAGUCCCCGCAUGCUGGCCACCACAACAGGCGAGGUUUACAUAGCAAUCAAUUUCUUCAUGAAAGGCUCCAGGGAUUAUCCAGCCUUCCUGAAGUUACGGCGUGCAACUUCGUACACGACAUUCGAUGACGAGCCCGCGCUGUCACUUGACGGCUUCGGCGAACAGAACAACCAGAAGUGGAUCAACCACGGGGGCGUAUUCAGAGGCAUUGCCCCUGGGGAUGAGUUCUACAUUGUUCUUGAAGGCUCGGUGGGCAUGGACAACUUAGUGAACCAAGUGGCGGUUUCCAAAAUAGUGAUCACCGGAGCCAUCCCGUACCCAACGCCUGAGCAGGAAUUCUUCGACUUCUCUAAUGGAUUACCAGGGUGGACGGUGGGCAACGCUGACGGUGGCAAGUGGGUGGUUGAGAACUACCUGGACAUCGACGGAGACUACAACAUGCCUCCUCCCAGCUCCGGCAACAACGUCCUCAGGGUAGACAGGUUCGACGUGCAUAGCGGUGUGGUGAGCAUCGAUUCACCCAUGAUCUCCCUGGCACCUGGCACCAGCAAGCAUCUCAACAUCAGGUUCUGGAUGCGCGGCAGCCAGUCUUAUCCUUCGUCUCUUAGGGUGCGACGUAAGACUCCCGACGGUGUUUACGACUACCUGCCAUUCCUCGACCUCAGCAUGUUCGGCGACGUAAACAACCAAGACUGGACGGAGCUUGAAUCCGACUACCGCAUUCCCCUUGACGGGAUAGAGGAAUAUUUCCAGCUGGUGAUUGAAGCAGACCUCGGCAGCGGCAUCACCAACGCCGUGGCUAUCGACUUCAUUUCCAUUGAAACGCGACAGGUCGACGGCUGAGCUCUGAUCCCUUACCGCAUUUCAUACACUUAUCAACUUUGAAUUAUUCAUUCAUUAAAAAGUGAAUAAAGU